AUGAUGCAGAUCAUGCACGACGAUCUCUUCCACGUGUGGUGGAUGGCUUGCAUUCCCUGGCAAAUGAAGGCUGUCGCUGCAGACGAGCGAGUCAAUGUCGAUGUGAGUGUGGAGUUCGUUGCGCCCCACGAUCGAGCGCAGGGCUCCGAUCUUCUCCACAGCACUGUUCGAUUACGCGGAACGUUCACAGAUGAAACAAACCACAUCGUGUCGCCCGUGAUUCUGUUUGAAGGCGAUUCGAUCCAGGUGGAUUUGUUUAUUGGAGAAGAUUUGAUUUGGCAUAACAAUUUGAGUUGUGAUAUUCGACAGAACGAAACGGUCACUCCCGAAUCGAUUCGUUGGCAGACCCUUCAUUCCAAGAACGAUCAUUGGAGUGAUUCGGAUCUGGUUCGAGUCAGUACGGGUUGCUGUGUGUGGAACGUGGCGUAUUUGACAGCCGAUGAUUGUUAUCGUGUGCCGCUUCCAGUGGUCAUUCAUCCUCAUCUCAUCGCCUCGCUUUUCUCUUCCGAGAAAGGCCAGCAGUUUUUGCACGAGCGGAUCAACAUGUCCGAGCUCUGCAAAAUCGCAUUCAACCCCGACGAAACGCUCAUCAAUCGCCGAGCCAUCGUCUGGACAAUCGCUCACAUUGCGGUCAAAGAGGGCGGCAUUGCCUACCUUCAAGAGUUCUGUCACUGCAAUGCUGUUGAAUCCCUGCUGCACAUGGCGCUCUCCGACCCGAUUCUAUCGAUGCGAGCCGUCGUGCUGAUGGCAAGUUCCUUCAUGGCUUCCAAUCCAUCGCUGCACAAGGCGAUCGAGGAGCAGGGAUGGUUCUGCGACAGCUAUUGUGGCAAUAGCGUGUGUCUCCCGCUGGUUCCUUUCGCAGAGAUCGUGUCGGAGAAUGGCUUGCUGCUGUGCUGCGAUCAUUUCCGCAUUCAGACAAAGAAAGAAUUGUCGGCUUCCGAGUUUUCAGAUCUCUUCAACCCUCUGCACAACAAGGAAAUCAUGCACUCGAAGCUCAGCAUGUGUCCCAGCGACAUUUCUGUGAAUGCUGCGACAAUCACCGAAGCAGAGAGUUUGAUUCUCGAGCUGAUCACCUCGCUGAACUCCGUUAUUUUGUGUCAAGAGGCGGAGAAGCGGCUGAGCGAGUUGAAUCAGGUCCAUCCAGAGUAUUUUCUGCAGCCGCGACUCUACGUGUAUAUGCAGCAUCUAUUGUCAGCGAUCUCGCUUUCGUGGAAAUGGAGAGAAUAUGUAUUCGAUCUGUUCUCGAAGUUGAAUUGGGAUGCGGAGCAGUGGGAGAUUUUUGACUCUGUGGGUUGUGUUUUGGCUACUUUAAUAUCAAUUUUUCAUAAGAAAAAAUGA
Messenger RNA from Blastocystis hominis, 1338 nucleotides. RefSeq lists its product as hypothetical. The coding region runs from base 1 to 1338 and encodes 445 amino acids. The transcript is spliced from 4 exons. Lineage: Eukaryota; Bigyra; Opalinata; Blastocystidae. Gene Ontology annotation, biological process: TORC2 signaling. Gene Ontology annotation, cellular component: TORC2 complex. The record is from RefSeq and is a predicted model, not a curated record.